UAUCAGUACCACACUCAGAUUGAAUCUGUCAUCCAAGGGGAGAACAAACAGAUGGUUAAUGAGCUUGUUACGAAACUUACGCAGGUACUACGAAAUGUCUUAGACAAGUUAUCACGUUAUGAUGAAGGCACUUUCUUUGCUUCUAUUUUAUCUUUCACGAAUCCUGGGAUGGAGCUAUCUGAUGCAUAUGCAGAGUUUAUUUGUGACAACUUGGAAGACAUCACUGCACGAACACAUGAUGACCAGUUUUUACUUAGCCUGUACGAGGUAAAAACAACAUUUUACAAAAGAAAGCCGAGCUAGUAACUCGGUAGCAUCAGUGUCCCUAAUCUGAGGCAU
Anneissia japonica is the source of this 339-nucleotide messenger RNA. Its product is annotated as calcium-dependent secretion activator 1-like. The record is from RefSeq and is a predicted model, not a curated record. NCBI's taxonomy places the organism in Eukaryota, Metazoa, Echinodermata, Crinoidea, Comatulida, Comatulidae. Gene Ontology annotation, biological process: synaptic vesicle exocytosis; dense core granule exocytosis.